UUUUUUUUUGUUUUUUUUUUUUGAAAAUGCGACAAACGCGCGCAACGCAGGCGCAGCAGACAACACGCGCCGAGGCUGCCGCGCCCAUGGUCGCUCACACCGCACCAGAGGUAGAGGACGAGCCUGUGACGACGGGCGGGCGCAGGAGGAACCGCCAGCUCGUGAGCGCGACGGCGAGAACGACCCCUGUUUCACAGCCGAAAGCGGCAAUCAUGCAGAGCGCAGCCACAGCCCAUCCGACGGCGACGGCAACGGCGGCUCAGCCGAGUACAGAGCAACAACAGGACUGCGCGGUGGUACGCCCGCCAGUGGGCCGCUCGACCAGGCAUGCGGCAAAGGCAGCAGAGCAGCCGCGCGUCGUUCAAAAAAGUGAAACAGAGCGGGGCAUUGCAUCGCCUUCGGUGGCUCUGCUCGUCGAUCACCAGCCGCCCGCACUUGGUGCCAUGAACCAAACAGUGUCCGUGUCUGAUUCUUCAACGGCAGUUGCUCGGGAGCGCGGUGCUCGAGCUCAAGUCGUCGGCCCUGCCGCCACGGAUCCAAAGCACCAAAUGGACCAAGGCGCCGACGCCGAGCUCCCGCCACAGCGCGUGCGGUCGGCUAAACGCCUGGCUCAAUUUAUGCCGAUCGGAAUAGCAGUGCUGGACAACGAGAGCGAUGGAGCUGUACUCGUGAGCCGUUCCAAAUCCAGCCGGGAUGAACCGAACGAGAACGCUGCCGCCAACAUUCUGAGCAGUGCAUUUUCCGACAAGUCGAGAGGAUUGUCUGCCAAGCUGGACAGGCCGACCAGCACGGUCGCGGCCGCAAUGUCAGAGACCCAAUCGUCCCAAUCUCCCAAAUCGUCCCCGUCGGCGGUCACGCCCAGGGAACGCCUUGCCUCGUUUCGACCCUCGUCUGUUCCACGCCAACCUCUGACCAGCUUGCCAGUGAGUCGGCUCGGAACGCCCAAUGGCACCCCUCCAGGCAAAACAGAGCUGUUACGCUCGUCGAUGCGCGCGUCCUUGCUGCACCAGGCCACCGCUAACAGGCAGAUUCUGCAAGCGUCGCGUCGAUCGGUUGCGAGCCAGGACUCUCCGAGAUCUCCCGUGGAGCGUCGUGCAGCGGCUGUAGCAGCGCAGGAUGCAUUUUCGUUCUUGCAAGAUGACUCUGAUUCCAACGAGGAGGUGCAGCACUCCCAGUCACCCCGCAGUACCCCUCGUCGCUCUCUCGGACGCGUUGCUGGAGCAAGCCCGCGUCCUAGUGCUGCAACGACUCAGCACAGUGCGGAUAGAAGCAGCUCUGGUCGUCGGUACGGAACUGGUCAAAAGGACAAGUCCAAAUCUCACAGCCACAAGACCGCUGCAAACCCUGCGCGCGAAGCAUACUUUGAGCAAAUGCGUAUCGAGCUGGCCGCUGCGGAGGAUUUCUCUCUCGAGAUGGAGGUGGUAAAGCCAACCUUUUCUGCUCAGUUUCGUUAACUUGUUGCUCGAUUGUUGAUUUGUGUUGAGAGUUUACGUUUGUAGUCUUUGAGAUAAUCUUUGGUCUGUUCCGACGCGUGCAUGUCAAUGUCAAAUUGCUUUUUGCUGAAAUCCCUUUCAACCACUGAAACUCCAUACUACGGGGAGCAAGGGGAAAGGGCCAAGGAUGGGUGUCAGAUCAAGCCUUUCGAUUCUCACACACGCGUGCAAAUGCUGUACAUUGUUCCUGA
This is a messenger RNA of Capsaspora owczarzaki ATCC 30864, 1684 nucleotides long. RefSeq lists its product as hypothetical. The record is from RefSeq and is a predicted model, not a curated record. NCBI's taxonomy places the organism in Eukaryota, Filasterea, Ministeriida, Capsasporidae. Bases 27 to 1454 code for a protein of 475 amino acids. The transcript has 2 exons.